AUGUUGGGAGUACUCGCAAGCUACAGCAUAACGGUUAAAGAAUUGAAAUUACUUUUCGGAGCUAUGAAAGCUCACAAUGGAAAAUGGCCUCGUCACUCUGCAAAACUUUUAAACGUUUUACGUCAAAUGCCGCACAGGAACGGACCGGAUGUUUUUUUCAGUUUUCCGGGAAGGAAAGGAUCGGCGAUUGUGCUGCCACCACUGGCUAGGUGGCCAUACGAAAACGGUUUUACUUUCACUACCUGGUUCAGGCUCGAUCCGAUCAAUUCGGUUAACAUCGAAAGAGAAAAACCUUAUUUGUAUUGUUUCAAAACGAGUAAAGGAGUCGGUUAUUCAGCUCAUUUCGUUGGAAAUUGUCUUGUUUUAACAUCAAUGAAAGUCAAAGGAAAAGGUUUUCAACAUUGCGUCAAAUAUGAAUUUCAACCUAGGAAAUGGUACAUGAUAGCCGUCGUUUACAUAUACAACAGAUGGACGAAAAGCGAAAUAAAAUGUCUCGUCAACGGUCAGCUAGCAUCGAGUACGGAAAUGGUUUGGUUCGUAUCGACGAACGACCCCUACGACAAAUGUUACAUCGGAGCAACGCCAGAAUUGGACGAAGAAAGAGUUUUCUGCGGUCAAAUGGCGGCAAUUUAUCUUUUUUCCGAGGCUCUCAACACGCAGCAAAUCUGCGCCAUGCAUCGCCUCGGUCCGGGAUACAAAAGCCAAUUCCGUUUCGACAACGAGUGCACUUUAAGCCUUCCCGAUAAUCACAAAAGGGUGAGUGGGGAUCUUCUUAUGAGUCCGUAUACGACAGUAGGAGAGCUUGAAAAUCCCGAACUACGAAAUGCAUUGUUGUGCCCGCUUGUUGUUUUAGAUGAAGCUUCAAAAAGUGUAUUAUACGAUGGAAAAUUAUCGUCGGCCAUUGUUUUCAUGUACAAUCCGGUCGCAACGGAUGGUCAAUUGUGCUUGCAAGCAGCUCCAAAAGGAAAUGUGUCUUAUUUUGUACAUACACCUCACGCUCUCAUGCUUCAAGUGACCAUAAUUACCCAUUCCAUCCACAGCACGCUCAAUUCUAUCGGUGGCAUUCAAGUAUUGUUUCCAUUAUUUUCGCAACUUGAUCUCCCAUACGAUUCCAAACGCGAUUCGUCACUUUGCUUUAAAUUGUUAGGAUUUAUAUGCGAAUUAGUUGAAAGUUCACACACAGUUCAACAGCACAUGAUUCAAAACAGAGGUUUCUUAGUUAUCAGUUACAUGUUGCAACGUUCUUCGCGACAGCAUUUAACAAUCGAAGUUUUAGAUUCUUUCCUCAACUUGACGAAAUAUCUUGUGACUUGUUUGAGUUCCAAUAACGAACUCUUACUCAAACAGUUAUUUUGUUUUUCAUUUUUAACGUGGCAGUUAUUAGAUCAUGUUUUAUUUAAUCCCGCACUGUGGAUAUACACCCCGGCACCCGUCCAAACAAGGCUGUAUUCUUAUUUGGCAACCGAAUUCUUAGCGGACACGCAAAUUUAUUCAAACGUUCGAAGAGUAUCGACAGUAUUACAAACGGUUCACACGCUAAAGUAUUACUAUUGGGUUGUUAAUCCCAGAGCCAAAAGCGGAAUCACUCCCAAGGGUCUGGAUGGUCCCAGACCUCCUCAAAAAGACAUUCUCGCUAUUCGAGCUUAUAUUUUAUUGUUUUUAAAACAAUUAGUCAUGCUUGGCAACGGUGUCAAAGAUGACGAAUUACAAAGUAUUUUAAAUUAUUUAACUACGAUGCACGAAGAUGAAAAUUUACACGACGUCCUGCAAAUGUUGAUCUCGUUGAUGUCGGAACAUCCGGCUGCCAUGGUACCUGCUUUUGAUGCUAAACAAGGAGUUCGAACGGUUUUUAAACUUUUAGCUUCCGAGAGUCAACUCAUACGAUUGCAAGCUUUGAAACUUUUGGGAUUUUUCCUCAGCAGAUCUACUCAUAAGAAGUACGACGUUAUGAGUCCGUUCAAUUUAUACACUUUACUAGCAGAGCAAUUAUUGGUAAACGAUGAAGUUUUAACUUUGCCCACUUACAACGUUCUCUACGAAAUCAUGACCGAACACAUAAGCCAACAGAUUUUAUAUACGAGACACAGUGAACCGGAAUCGCAUUUUCUGAUUCUUAAAGUUGUCGCGACGUUGAUUCGUCAAUCCAAACAAUCGGAGCAAUUAUUGGAAGUGAAAAAAUUAUUCUUAUCCGAUAUGACUUUGCUUUGCAAUAACAAUCGUGAAAACAGGAGAACGGUUUUGCAAAUGUCCGUUUGGCAAGAAUGGCUCAUAGCAAUGGCUUACAUUCAUCCGAAAACGUCAGAAGAGCAAAAAAUAUCGGAUAUGGUUUAUUCGUUGUUUCGGUUGUUGUUGCAUCACGCAAUCAAACACGAAUACGGCGGAUGGAGAGUUUGGGUCGAUACAUUGGCCAUCGUUCAUUCAAAGGUAUCCUACGAAGAAUUCAAACUUCAAUUUGCACAAAUGUACGAACAUUACGAAAAGCAAAGGUCGGAUAACAUAACCGAUCCGGCCGUUAGACAACAGAGACCCAUAAGCACAAUAUCCGGUUGGGAUCAACAACAAAGUGCUCAGGGAAGUAACAAUUUUCAACAACCCGGAUGGAGUAACAAUCCCGAUGCUGAAAAUAAGAUGGCAAAAGGAAAUGAAAUAUGCAAUUGCGAAAUGAAUGCAGAAAACGGUUUGAUACCUUCCGCGUACGUGGAAAAAUCACAGCAGCCUUCUUUACUCGAAACGGCGGAAGAAUCGUUCGCGGAUAAUUUAAACAAAACGACCGGAAAAUCUUUUCGCGAAAAUUCUCCGAACGAAAAAAAUUCAAAUUCGGAAAAAAUCGUUAAAACUCCUGACGACGACGACGAUAACGAAAUAGAAAAGGAUAAAGAUGUAAAUUUGUCUUCUGAUAUCCUCAAAACUAACAAUUACACUCACGAAAAUGAUAAAAAAGAAACGGAUACGGAAGUUAAAAGAGAACCGUUACUUCUCGAUUCCGUUGAUGUUGAAAAAGAAAUGAAAGAAACAAAGAAUGAUGAUUCCGAGGACGUUUCUUUACCCGAAGUAAAAUUAGGAAAUGACGAUGAUGAAACGGAAACGGAAAUAAUCGAAAUGGAUGACAGUUCGCAAAUAGUUCGAGAAGUCAUUAGUGAUAUAAUACAAAACAUAACGGAAAAUUUCGAAUGCAAUUCGAUCAAAUCCGUUCCUGCGGAUUUAGACGUGUCAGAAACGUUUUGUUGCGAUUCCGAUGACACGACAUUGACUCCGGAAAAUGAUAAAAUAACGACACCGGAAAAUUGCACAAACGUCAAAGAAGAAACUAUGAAUUCAAACGGUUUAGAAAAUCCAUCUAGUCCAUCGAUUAAUGAUAAUAAUUGUUGUAAAGAAACAAUAGAAGAAGAAAAAGGAAAAAUUGUCGACAGCGCCGUCACUGUUAUAGAUAAUUUAGUGCAAUUAUCAGAAAAAAAAAAUUCAGAUUUGCCGUCCAAUGGAGAAGAAACAUUGAAUGAAAAUAAUUGUUCGAAUCAUAAUGGUUCGCCGAAAGGAGAACAACAACAACAACAAUCACAACAACCGGAGGGAAUGAGAAAAAGUGAAUUUAUGUCGAGCGGUGUUACGGAUACGACGUCUCUCACUUUCGAAGAAAAUGUUAACUUUUCCGAAAAUGAAGUCAUUAUAAAAAGUGGAUAUUAUGGUGGAGGAGGAGGUAGUGGUGGUGGUGGUUACGAGGAAUGUAAUAAAGAAGAAGAAGAAGAAAAAAUUCAAGAAAAUAUUCAAGAAAGAGAUUUUAACGAUGGCGGUGAAAGAAAUUUAAAUUCGAGCACGAGCACUCAAGUUGAUCCAACUCAAUUUGAGCCUUAUUCAAAGUCUGGAUCGCGUCACAUGUUUUCACCCGGUCCGACGAGGCCACCGUUUCGAAUUCCCGAAUUUAAAUGGUCGUACAUUCAUCAACGUUUGCUUUCCGACGUUCUUUUCUCAUUAGAAACGGAUAUACAAGUUUGGAGGAGUCAUUCGACCAAAUCCGUUUUGGAAUUCGUCAACAGCGGAGAAAACGCCAUAUUUGUUGUGAACACCGUUCACUUGAUAUCGCAAUUGGCGGAUAAUUUGAUAAUAGCAUGCGGAGGAUUGUUGCCCCUCUUGGCGAGCGCAACGAGUCCCAACAGCGAACUCGACGUUAUGGAACCCACGCAGGGAAUGCCCAUAGAAGUCGCGGUUUCGUUUCUACAAAGACUCGUGAGCAUGGCCGACAUGCUCAUAUUUGCAUCAUCGCUUAAUUUCGGAGAGUUGGAAGCCGAGAAAAACAUGUCGAGCGGCGGGAUAUUGAGACAGUGUUUAAGAUUGGUUUGCACAUGCGCCGUGAGAAAUUGUUUGGAAUGCAAGGAAAGAAUCAGAAAAUUUUCUGCCUUACCACCCUUAGAUUCUCAAAGCAAAAUUCAUUCUCUUAUUCGGGGAGCUCAAACGACAUCGAAAAAUCUCGUGGAUAACGUGACGACGCAAUCGAGUCCAGUUAAAGACCCCGAUAAAUUACUUCAAGACAUGGACGUUAACCGUCUCAGAGCGGUCAUAUAUCGCGACAUGGAAGAAACCAAGCAAGCACAAUUUUUAUCUCUCGCCAUUGUUUAUUUCAUAACCGUUCUCAUGGUGUCCAAAUACAGAGAUAUUUUAGAACCACCGGUUUCGAUCAGGGGCGAACCUAGUCCGCCACCCAUACCGCCGGCCGAAGAAUCUACAUCUUCAGAAAACGGAUCUCGACCGUUGUUUCAUCAGUGGUCCCAUCAUGUUUACCCACAAUUUCUACCGGGUACUCAUCAACAUCCUUCUUCUUUUCCUCCCAGACCCCAGCCUCCCAGGAGUAAUAUCGUUAUUAAAAAUAACACCUCGAGGCAUAUUAGACCGAAUCAUCAAGUUACAAACGCCAACAAACUGGGGGGUUGCGAAGAAGAAAGCGAAUACGAAGUCAUUGUCGUCGGUGAAAAUAAUCCGUCGGUAUUAGCUGAUCACGAAACAAACGCUCCCGCAGCAACAAACGGUCCAUCAUCGAUUCGGCAAUUGCCUUGUAAUAGGCAAAGAUCGUCUGCAAUUAAUCACGGUUGUUACGAAAUGGAAUCAAGUUUGAGGCCCAUUUCCCAAACAGAUCGCAAUGGAGAAGACAUUGGGGAAGAGUCAAGAGGUUGUUCUUCUUCAUCGACGAGAGUCGAAAUCGAAAGGAAUUCAGAUAUGGAAUCGAAUAUGGAAAACGGGAGUGGGAAAAAAUCGGGGAAUGAAGACACGUGGACGGACGUUAAUUUAAACGACGAUGGAGAUGUAAAUAAUAAAAAUGUGAAAAACAUGUCUUUGAAUCACGUGCACGGAAUGGACAACAUGGAUGGAAAUAUGCAAGGAGUCGUUAACGAAAGAGGAGAAAAACCAAAACAGGAAAUUUCGGUCGUUCGAAUACCGAGCGAAUAUCAUUCCUCACAUUCCACCUCGAGUCCGGAAGAUUUAGCCAUCAAGAAUUUGGUCGAUCAUCUUCCCAUUCCCACACCGUCAAGAGAAGCAUCAUUGACGCAAAAAUUAGAAACGGCUUUGGGUUCCGUUUGCCCUCUACUAAGAGAAAUAAUGAUCGAUUUCGCAUCGUUUCUAUCGAAAACGUUGGUCGGUUCUCACGGUCAAGAAUUAUUAAUGGAAGGAAAGGGUUUGACCACUUUUAAAAACAGCACGAGCGUCGUCGAAUUGGUCAUGCUUUUGUGCUCGCAAGAAUGGCAAAAUUCCCUUCAAAAACACGCGGGUUUGGCUUUCAUUGAAUUGAUCAACGAGGGUAGACUUUUGUCCCACGCCAUGAAAGAUCACAUAGUUCGAGUUGCCAACGAAGCCGAAUUCAUAUUGAACCGAAUGAGAGCCGACGACGUUCUCAAACAUGCCGAUUUUGAAACCCAAUGCGCUCAAACACUUCUCGAAAGGAGAGAAGAAGAAAGGAUGUGCGACCAUUUGAUAACGGCUGCGAGAAGACGGGACAACGUAAUCGCAUCGAGACUUUUAGAAAAAAUUAAAAACAUUAUGAGUAAUAAAUACGGAGCGUGGGGUUGCAUGGAUUCACACGUCACGAAAAGUGUAGAGUUUUGGAAAUUGGAUGCGUGGGAAGACGAUGCGAGACGACGAAAACGUUUUGUUCACAAUCCUCUCGGUUCGAGUCAUCCCGAAGCGACGUUGAAAGCCGCGCUCGAACACGGUGCUCCAGAGGAUGCAAUCCUACAGGCCCGUGAAGAAUUUCACGCUCAACUUGCCGCUUCUCGCUCGCAGCAACAGCACAUACAAUCCUCGGAUUUGAUGGACGACAGCGAACUUUUAACCGACGAUAGAGAUUUGGAUGCCGAUCUGGCUGGUCCGGUAAAUAUAAGCACGAAAGCGAAAUUGAUAGCACCCGGUAUCGUUGCUCCGGGUGUCGUGUCCAUCACGACGAUGGAAUUGUAUUUUGAAGUUGACGAAGACGACGAAGAAUAUAAAAAAAUCAACACGGAGGUGAGUUUAUUAAUUUAUUUUUUAUUUUAUUUUAUCGCUUUUAUUUCGAUCGAUUCCAAAAUACUAAAAGAUAAUUUACGAUCCCAAGUCUUUAAAAUAUUACGAGUAGAUAGACGUAUAUAUAACACUCGUUGGAUUUUAAAAACAUAA
This is a messenger RNA of Pediculus humanus corporis (human body louse), 6636 nucleotides long. RefSeq lists its product as uncharacterized. Gene Ontology annotation, molecular function: protein kinase binding. Gene Ontology annotation, cellular component: membrane; cytosol. NCBI's taxonomy places the organism in Eukaryota, Metazoa, Arthropoda, Insecta, Psocodea, Pediculidae. The transcript is spliced from 28 exons. The record is from RefSeq and is a predicted model, not a curated record. Gene Ontology annotation, biological process: intracellular protein localization. The coding region runs from base 1 to 6636 and encodes 2211 amino acids.